AUGACAGUAGCUGAGAAUGUGGUUUUAAAGGCCGUAUUUCAAGAAGAUGAAGCUCUCUCUCAAAUCAAGAUUGUCAAGCAAAAAGUGCUUGAAAGUAUUACAUUAACCGGCUCAAAUGAGAUCAAUAAGAAAAUUAUUGAGAUUAAACAAA
Funneliformis geosporum is the source of this 151-nucleotide messenger RNA. Lineage: Eukaryota; Fungi; Glomeromycota; Glomeromycetes; Glomerales; Glomeraceae. The record is from the annotation of a GenBank genome assembly.